Messenger RNA from Sesamum indicum (sesame), 1618 nucleotides. RefSeq names its product protein NUCLEAR FUSION DEFECTIVE 4. Lineage: Eukaryota; Viridiplantae; Streptophyta; Magnoliopsida; Lamiales; Pedaliaceae. The record is from RefSeq and is a predicted model, not a curated record. Gene Ontology annotation, cellular component: membrane.
CCUAAAACUGCAGCCAUCAGCUGUAGAAACUACUCUCUUUCUCAUCAAUGGACCUCCAAUGGCUAAGUCUGGUUGCCACAAUGUGGCUGCAAUCCAUCAACGGUACCAAUUCAAAUUUCCCUGCUUACUCAUCCGAGCUCAAGCGAAUUCUCUCCAUAUCACAACUGCUCCUCAACAAUCUUGCUUCUGCUUCCGACGCCGGCAAGCUUCUUGGCUGGGUCUCUGGGAUUGCCGCAGCCCAUUUCCCGCUCUGGCUAGUCCUGUUCAUCGGCUCCUUCCUCGGCCUCGUUGGUUACGGUGUCCAGUUCCUCUUCCUCACAAACCAAGUCUCUCUAUCCUACUGGCACAUUUUUUUCCUGACUGUUUUAGCCGGAAACGGCAUUUGCUGGAUUAACACCGUCUGCUACAUUAUCGCCAUACGUAACUUCCCCCUUGAUCGCCAGAUUGCUGUCAGUUUGUCCACCAGCUACGUGGGAUUAAGCGCAAAGCUCUAUACCAGUAUAGUGGAUGUUGUGGCUCCGACAUCAGCUGCCGAGAGGGCCAAAGUGUUUCUUCUUUUGAAUUCCGUGUUACCGCUAAUAGUCUGCACUGUGGCUGCACCCUUAGCAAGGGACGUGGAUGGGGGAAAAUCAAGGAAACUGACAAGAGGGUUCUCUACCAUGUUCGUGAUCACAAUCAUCACGGGAGUGUUUGCUGUGAUCACCAGUUUGGGGUCGGUGGGCUCGAGGUUUAUGCCUCAGUAUGUGGUUCUUGUGGGCAUGAUUGUGGUACUGUUCUUGCCGCUGGUUGUUCCACUGGUGGAAAGAAUCAGGGAGAGGGUGCAGCAGAAGUGCUUGAUUAGAGUGCAUGAUGAGGGGUUUGCAUCGAUGGAGAAUGGGGAGAAAUCAUCAGAUAUUCAGAGGGAUGUUGUUGAAAUUGGAGUGGUGGAGGAGAUUGGAGCAAAGAUGAUGGUGAGAAGAGUGGAGUUCUGGCUCUACUUCUUUGUUUAUUUGUUCGGCGCUACACUUGGUUUGGUGUACCUCAACAACCUAGGACAAAUUGCUGAAUCACGAGGCUGUUCUGGGAUCUCUUCACUCGUAUCCUUGUCUUCUGCUUUCGGUUUCUUCGGCCGUCUCCUGCCAUCACUUCUUGAUUACUUUUUCCCAAAAAACAAACGCGUGUGUUCAAGAGCCGGAGCCAUGGGAGCCACCAUGGCCCCAAUGUGCGGAGCGUUCUUUUUACUACUAAACACGCACGACGUUUCACUCUACGCCAGCACUGCCGUUAUAGGCAUAUGCACCGGUGCAAUCACCUCCAUCUCUGUGUCGACAACCAUUGAACUCUUCGGGACAAAGAACUUCGGUGUGAAUCAUAAUGUCUUGGUCUCUAACAUACCUAUAGGGUCUUUCUUGUUUGGGGACUUUGCUGCACAGCUCUACAACAGAGGGAGAAAUGCCUCCGGAGAAGGGAACUGCAUUGGUCAAAAAUGCUACCAGACCACUUUCAUCAUAUGGGGUUGUUUGUGUGUAGUAGGGACAUUGCUAGCUUUCAUCCUUCAUGCACGAACAAAGAAACUAAUGCAUUCACAUAACAGACUAUAGACUACAAUUUAUUCAAUUAGGGUUUGCUGUUGUUUAUC